Gambusia affinis (western mosquitofish) is the source of this 627-nucleotide messenger RNA. Its product is annotated as glycoprotein hormone beta-5-like. Bases 238 to 627 code for a protein of 129 amino acids. Gene Ontology annotation, molecular function: hormone activity. The record is from RefSeq and is a predicted model, not a curated record. NCBI's taxonomy places the organism in Eukaryota, Metazoa, Chordata, Actinopteri, Cyprinodontiformes, Poeciliidae. Gene Ontology annotation, biological process: regulation of thyroid hormone receptor signaling pathway; G protein-coupled receptor signaling pathway. The transcript has 3 exons. Gene Ontology annotation, cellular component: cytoplasm; extracellular region.
UGGAUGCAGACUGAGGUUAAGAAAAUAUAGACAAGCAUGAGUAUUUUCCAGGAACUCUAUUAUUUCUGACUAGGGGUAUCUAAUGGGAUUUCAUUGAAUUGCUAUGAUGUCAGAGUGUCCGUCCACCCUAAUGGCCUGCUAAGAACAACAAGAGGGACAGAUUGGUUCCAUUCACCGGACUGUCCAGACUGAGAGACACAAGCAGCUGAAACCUCAACAAGUUCUCAGCUUAAAAGCAUGCCGCUGCGUCUCUUUUCCCUUUCCGUACUCCUCCUCCUUGUUGCCGCGGCAGCCGUGGUGUCCGUCUCCAUGACAACGCCGCUCCAGAGUUUCCGGGGCUGCGCAGUGCGCGAGUUCUCCUUUGUGGCCCAGAAGCCCGGCUGUAAAGGGCUUCACAUCACCACGGAGGCCUGCUGGGGGCGCUGUCAUACCUGGGAGAGACCGAUAAUCGAGCCCCCCUACAUCCACCGACACCACCGCGUCUGCACCUACAGCCGCAUCCGACACAUGACGGCCCGGCUGCCGGGCUGCCUGCCCAACGUCUCCCCUCUCUACCACUACCCAAUGGCUCUGCAAUGCCACUGCACCUUCUGCUCCAUGGAGGACACAGAGUGUCAGACUUUCUGA